AUGUCUGGAUCAUCCGACGACGCGAUCAUUGAAUCCUCAGAAGGCGUUCGCUUCACGGUGAACCGACAACUCCUCUGCUACGCCUCGCCAGUUUUCAAAGACAUGUACGAAAUAGCACCCUCAUUCAGCUCAGUCAAGCAGGCCGUCAAGCUGUCAGAGUCUGCGGCCGUUCUCCGCAUGCUCUUGGCCUACCUGGAUCCAAAGAUGUCUUCACCUCCAACACUCCCCAUAGGAACACUCUGGGAGUGCAUUGAAGCGUCGAAAAAGUACCAUAUCACCGCACUCAUCUCCCGCUUUCGCGCUAUCCUCACUUCGCCGACCAUUCUGCACGGCGACCGGCCUAUCAACCUAAUCAUCCUUAAUCCACUCCCGGUCGCUGUACUGGCGCACGCAUUUGAGUUUACUGAAGAGCUCCGCAUGGCACUGCGCGAGCUAGCCCGGUGUCAUAUAAACGUUCUGAUGCGAAACAAGCAAGGAUGCACGCUUCCUAGCGUGUUAUUCCAGUAUAUUCUCCAACUACGGCGCUCACGAGCCAUAUGGCUCAAGGCAAAGGCAAAGUCACUCCUCUAUCUCCCUGCAGCUACACCUCCCCAGGGCAAAUUGUUGGCCUUGAGGAGUGGAAGCACUUGCCCGUACUGCAUAAGGUUCCGAGCGGAACAUCUUCACGAGGCGUGCAUCAAGAUUGACGAUCAACCUUCGUGGGAUACAUUUCGAGCGGAGAUGAUCCAGCGCAUCGUCAAGUGCACGUGUGAUGCACCGACGAUUCCGUGGGAGGGAACUAGUGAGACCUUUAAUCGGGAAUGGCACAAGUGGGAGAACGACACAAGGGCAUUAGAAGUUGCUCUUCCGGACUGGCCACUGCCAAAGGCCGAGGCGACUAGUGAUGGAGAUGCAUGA
Messenger RNA from Serendipita indica DSM 11827, 897 nucleotides. The record is from the annotation of a GenBank genome assembly. Lineage: Eukaryota; Fungi; Basidiomycota; Agaricomycetes; Sebacinales; Serendipitaceae.